Messenger RNA from Acanthisitta chloris (rifleman), 3324 nucleotides. Its product is annotated as 1-phosphatidylinositol 4,5-bisphosphate phosphodiesterase eta-1-like. The annotation marks the transcript as partial. The record is from RefSeq and is a predicted model, not a curated record. Gene Ontology annotation, molecular function: phosphatidylinositol-4,5-bisphosphate phospholipase C activity. Gene Ontology annotation, biological process: phosphatidylinositol-mediated signaling; lipid metabolic process. The transcript has 10 exons. NCBI's taxonomy places the organism in Eukaryota, Metazoa, Chordata, Aves, Passeriformes, Acanthisittidae.
AAAGCAGCAAAGGCAGCGGCCAAAUAUCACAGUGUAUCAGACGAGGAUGAAAGCCAGCAGAACCCUUCUGGGAAGGAACCAGGGCAGCCCCACAGGCUGGCUCGUCGCAGGAAAACGGUGAAGCUGUGCCGCGCGCUGUCCGACCUGGUGGUGUACACCAGCUCCGUGGCAGCGCAGGAUAUCGUUGAUGAUGGCUCAGCAGGGACCGUGCUGUCCUUCAGUGAGACCAGAGCCCACCAGGCAGUGCAGCAGAAGGCUGAGCAGUUCAUGCUCUACAACCAGAAGCAGCUGACAAGGGUGUACCCAUCAGCUUAUCGCAUUGACUCCAGCAACUUCAACCCUGUCCCUUACUGGAAUGUUGGCUGCCAGUUAGUGGCCCUGAACUACCAGUCUGAGGGACGUGUGAUGCAGCUAAAUGAAGCGAAAUUCAGGGUCAAUGGCAACUGUGGUUAUGUCCUCAAACCUCAGCAGAUGUGCAAAGGCACAUUCAACCCCUACUCUGCUGAUCCACUCCCUGCCAGUCCCAAAAAGCAGCUUAUUCUGAAAAUCAUCAGUGGGCAGCAGCUGCCUAAGCCUCCUGACUCAAUGUUGGGGGACCGAGGAGAGAUAAUAGAUCCCUUUGUUGAGGUGGAAAUUAUUGGGUUACCUGUUGACUGCUGUAAAGAUCAGACCAGGGUGGUGGACGACAAUGGGUUUAACCCUGUUUGGGAGGAAACCCUCACCUUCACCAUCCACAUGCCUGAAAUCGCGCUGGUGAGGUUCCUGGUUUGGGACCACGACCCCAUCGGGAGAGAUUUUGUUGGGCAGAGGACUGUGGCCUUCAGCAGCCUCGUGCCUGGCUAUCGCCACGUGUACUUGGAAGGGCUGCCAGAAUCAUCCAUAUUUGUUCAUAUCAUCAUCAAUGAGACCUAUGGAAAGAGCAAGCAGCUGAUAGGGCUCCGAGGGCUGUUCCACAAGCCCCCCAAGCACGGCUGUGCCGAGGGCAGCGCACACUACGUGCGGAAGCGAUCGCUGGGCGAGCGACUCCUGCGGCGCACGGCCAGCGCCCCGGCCAAGGGCAGGAAGAAGAGCAAGAUGGGAUUCCUGGAAGCUGCUGACAUCCAGGACAGUGCAUCCGAGCCAGCAGACCUGAAGGACAAAGAAGGAGUGGUUCGGCGUCCGAACCGGAGCCUGCAGGCGCGUCCUGCCUCCAUGCCCGUGGACAAGUACCUUCUGGUCGGAGUGCCCUGCCCAGCAGAGGAGGCUGCCCAGGAUGCCACAGGGAAGGAGAACUCAGCAGCCAACAGUGAUGACAAUGCCACCGAGAAGGAAACCAGCUUGAAAGGAUCUGGUUAUUCAUGUUUGGAGCAAAUGGCAAACACGUCAAAUUUGGGAUCUCAGUUGAAGAAGGAGAAUGAGCAGAAGGAUUCUACAGCUGACUCCUUGGUACCAUCUCCACAGGAGCAACCCGAACACUUGGGUUUUGCCAGUGGUGUAGCUGAAACCAAUCACCUCACAGACUGUCAGGAAGAUGAUGUCCCUGAUGAAACUGUCUCACUAAUGCAGGACUCUGAGUUCUGCCCAGAAAAACCGUACCACAACUGUGCAGGCAAUACAAAGGAAGGUGACACAGAAGGGUCUAAGGAGAGGAAAAUCACUCUUGCAGGCACUUCCCUUUCUCAAAAAGCAGAGAUGGAGCAUCACAGAUAUGACAUCACCAAGAAAAGCACUGCAGCACCUCUUUCUGUCUCUGAUACUACUUCUCCUAUUCGCCCUGAGGGCCCUGACCCACACUCCCCUCUGGCCAUGCAGGACAGUGACAUUUCUCGCCUCAUCGAGGAGGUUUCUUUAGCGACAGAGAGCGAAAUGGACAGUGCUGUGUCUGCCCUCAUCAGGCAGGUCGAUGUCACAGGUGACCAAACCAGCCUGAACCCUGUCUCCAGCCCCCAUGGUGUGAUUGCACACCCACAGGUGCUCAGUGCAGAGCUGAGCAACCCCUGCAAGCACAACCUCACUCCCACCAAACCUCCUUUAUCCUCCACUCCAGAUACAACCGUGUUCUCCAGCCCUGAAGCUGCAGAGUAUUCCACAUACACCAUCAUCCACGAGGCAACCCUCACACCAGCUCCUGAAUGUAAGACCCACAGGGAAUUGGUUUGCAAGCAAAAAUUAAGUAGUCUAGAAAAUAAUUUCCCUAGCUCACCUUGUUCUUCACCUCUCUCUCUGCUGAAUAUUAAUCCCAAAAGAAAUGGUGGAGCAAAACCUGGACCAAACUGGGAAGCCCCUGAGUCUGGCAGUUCUUUUGGUUCCAAUAACCUCAUCUUUGAGGAGAUGCUGGUUGACCCUCUUGCUGGUGAGAACUCGGAGAGCAGCAGCCUCGUGGAGGUCGAUGGGGACCCUCAGGAUGUCCUGGGAUCUGCCUGUGUGUACAGAAGGGAAGACAUGAGCCAGCUGACUUCUCCUCUAAGACCGAGGCAAAAGCAGGACACUGGGCAUGGUGCUGAGAGGACCUCUGGGAACAGCACACCUGUUGGGCUCUGUGCUGCUGGCCAGGACUGCUCAGAGAACUUCAGGACUGCAGGGAGUCAGCUCCCUUAUUCCAUGGGUGAAAACACUGGGUUUUUGUGUCAUCAGCAUUCAGAUAAGCAGAAAAAAGUAGUGUGUGCUCCAGAGAGGUCCCAGCUUGGCACAGCCCCUGUGGUGCUCCCCAGUGCUUUCCCCCCUCACCCAGCCAUCCAGCAGCACAGCCCAUGCAAGUCCAAGAGCCUGGGGGACUUGACAUCAGAGGACAUUUCCUGCAAUUUCGAGAGUAAGUACCAGUACAUCAGCAGGAGCUUCAUCUCCUCAGGCAUGAGGGACAAGAAACUGGCUGCACUGAGGAGCAUGAGGCCCCACUCCACGGAUGCUCUGACGGAGCAGCUGAGGAAGUUGGUGUCCUUGGACCAGGAGGACAACAGGCAAACCCUCUGCUCCAGGCAGAUUGAUGAGGACUGCCCCAAGGCACUGGUGAGAAAACUGUCCUCCAGGAGCCAGAGCAGGGUGAGGAACAUCGCCAGCCGCGCCAAGGAGCGGCAGGAGGCUGCCAGCAAGCAGAAACCCUCCAACCCCAGCAGCAUCACUGGGGUGGUGCUCCGGAACAAGCCCUCAGCCUCUCCUCACAUCAUCAACAGGCACUCCACGGGCUCCUACAUAGCCAGGUACCUGGACAGCUUCCCUGGGGAUGACAUGGAGGGCAGAGGCAUCCCAGAAGGUGCCUGUGCCGCUCUGCACUAUGGCUGUGCCGACAGGUUCUACGCGCACGACUCUGUGCUGCAGCCCAGCACUGAGGACCAGCCUGAAAUCUAU